Epinephelus lanceolatus (giant grouper) is the source of this 1074-nucleotide messenger RNA. Its product is annotated as protein Wnt-8a-like. Gene Ontology annotation, molecular function: cytokine activity; frizzled binding. NCBI's taxonomy places the organism in Eukaryota, Metazoa, Chordata, Actinopteri, Perciformes, Serranidae. The record is from RefSeq and is a predicted model, not a curated record. Gene Ontology annotation, biological process: cell fate commitment; multicellular organism development; canonical Wnt signaling pathway. Gene Ontology annotation, cellular component: extracellular region.
AUGGGACCUUUGAAUCUCCUUCCAGCCAUGGUUCUGUCCAUGUGCUGUCAGUUUACAUUUGCUUGGACGGUGAAUAACUUCCUCAUGACUGGACCUAAGGCUUUCCUGACUUAUGCCGGCAGUGUGCAAGUUGGCGCACAAAGUGGAAUACAUGAGUGUAAACACCAGUUCGCGUGGGAGAGGUGGAACUGCCCAGAAAACAGGCUCCAAUUAUCCACACACAACGGCCUUCGAAGUGCCACGAGGGAGACGUCUUUUGUCCAUGCCAUCAGCGCGGCUGGAGUGAUGUACACGCUCACCAAGAACUGCAGUAUGGGAGACUUUGACAACUGCGGCUGUGAUGACUCCAGAAUUGGACAGACAGGUGGUAGAGGAUGGAUUUGGGGAGGCUGCAGUGAUAAUGUGGCGUUUGGAGAGAAGAUCUCCAAACAGUUUGUGGACGCGUUGGAAGGUGGGCAUGACUCACGCGCAGCCGUCAACCUGCAUAACAAUGAGGCAGGCAGACUGGCAAUCAAAGCUACCAUGAGGAGAGCCUGUAAGUGUCACGGAGUGUCUGGGAGCUGCAGCAUCCAAACCUGCUGGAUGCAGCUGGCCGACUUCAGAGAGGUGGGCAACUACCUGAAGCUGAAGCACGAGCAUGCAAAGAAACUGGAGAUGGACAAGAAGCCGGCGAGGGCUGGAAACAGCGCGGACAACCGAGGAGCCAUUGCGCACGCUCUCCGGAGCAUCGCCCGUACAGAGCUCAUUUACCUGGAGGAUUCCCCGGAUUACUGCGUCAAGAACCACAGCCUGGGAUAUCAGGGCACCGAGGGCCGGGAGUGUCUGAAGGGUAACAAGAACAUGUCCCAGCGGGAGAGAAAGAGCUGCCGCAGGCUGUGCUAUGAAUGCGGCCUCAGAGUGGUGGAGAAGCGCAUCAGUGUUGUGAGCAGCUGCAACUGCAAGUUUCACUGGUGCUGCACGGUGAAGUGCGACAAAUGCACUCAAGUUGUGACAAAAUAUUACUGUACACGUAAAGACGGUGGAAGAAAACCACAUAAUAAAACGAGGCGCAGGCACCGUGAGCGCCAGCAAUGA